CUCACGAAACACCGUCAGUCAGCAAGCAGAGCAGGCCCAUUGGUUUUGAUUUCCUGAACAGCAACCCGCAUCAGGCAACUAGCACCCAGCUCAGCAAACCCUAAAGUUCAUUCCGUGCCGCCGCCGAGCUGAUACUUCGCAGCCAUUUCUGCUCGAGAGCUCAACGAUUAGCUGUUCGCGAGAUAAUAGCGGUGUAGCUGGAGGUCUUUCGUUUAAUGCGCGAAUUAGCUGCCUAGAAUAGACGACCUUUUUUAGAAAUAGCUCGCGAGGAGUUGGUCGUACCGUUUGUGCUGAUCAGGAAUCGAGCUUCCUUUUACAAUGGAGCGCUUAUUAUGUAGACCCUGUUUACCCUCUAGAGAAGAACGUACAUGAUAUGACGCUCGUCUAGGCUCCUUAAAUACGUUUUUUUCUUUCUUUUUCCUGGAAGGAGACGCAGCUUUAGACGAAGGCACUUCAAGCGGGGCAAAGACAUACUAUCAGCAUCGGCGCUUCUGGCGGGAAAUCUUCGUCCUUCUUCGACAUAGCUAGGCGGCAUUACUCGCGAUGCUUUCGUCACUUGCUUUCUCGCAUGACUGUUCGCGAGCCACGUAACGACAGACAUCCGCAAGCGGUCGUAGGGAGGGUUACCAGCUGCCGCCAUGAACAGGUACAAGGUGAUCAAGCAGAUGGGCGAUGGGACGUACGGCACAGUCUGGAAGGCCAUGAAUCUCCACACCAAUGAAAUCGUGGCGGUGAAGAAGAUGAAGCGCAAGUUCUACUCGUGGGAAGAAUGCAUGAGCCUGAGAGAGGUCAAGUCCUUGCGCAAGCUGAACCACAGCAACAUCGUGCGGCUGAAGGAGGUGAUCCGCGAGAACAACGAGCUCUUCUUCAUCUUCGAAUACAUGGACUGCAAUUUGUACCAAGUUAUGAAGGACAGGGAGACGCUCUUCCCAGAGUCGAAAAUACGCAGCUGGAUGUACCAGGUUCUACAAGGUCUGGCGUACAUGCACAAGCAUGGGUACUUCCACCGGGACUUAAAGCCCGAAAACCUGCUGGUGACGAAGGACGUCAUCAAGGUGGCUGACUUCGGGCUGGCCAGGGAGGUGCGGUCGAGACCGCCCUUCACAGACUACGUGUCUACCAGAUGGUACCGAGCGCCAGAGGUGCUGCUGCAGUCAACCGUUUACAACGCCCCCAUUGACAUGUGGGCCAUAGGGGGCAUCAUGGCGGAGCUCUUCUCCCUCCGCCCGCUGUUCCCUGGCGCCAGUGAGAUCGACGAGAUUGUGAAGAUCUGUUCAGUAAUCGGCACGCCCACCGUGCACACGUGGCCGCAGGGCCUCAAGCUCGCAGCUGCCAUGAACUUUCGGUUCCCAGAGUACACGCCCAUCCCACUGUCGAAGCUCAUCCCAUCAGCCUCCCCCGAAGCCAUCGACCUCAUGACGCUGCUGUGCUCCUGGGACCCUGCCAGGAGGCCCACGGCCGCGCAGUCGCUGCAACACCCCUUCUUUCUGAGUGGCAUUCAGGUCCCGCCUGUCAUGCCGUCGCCCAAGCCUGCUGCCACCAAUUCCAGCCGCACGCACCCCGUCACAUCCCCGCACCUGCCCUCCCUGCCGCAAGGCGCCAGCAAGCCCUACAGCCACCUGGACGAGCAUCUAGACGAGUGGGAAGGGGCGCCGGGGCAGUCGGGGGGAAGUGGAAUAGGAGGGGGAGGGGGAGGGGGAGGGGGGUACCUGCAACAGCCGCAGAAGCAGCCGCUGCAGCCGCACCUGCCACAGCAGCAGCAGCAGCAGGGGGGGUAUCAGGGCCAGGAUGGCUCUGGAGCAAGAGCAGCGGCUACGAUGCUGGCGCAGAAGCAGCAGCUGCUGCAGCAGCAGCAGUUGCAGUUGCAGCAACAGCAGCUGCAGCAGCAGCAGUUGCAGCAACAACAGCAGUUGCAGCAGCAGCAGCAGCUGCAGAGUCAGCUGUCAGGAGUUGGGCUGGAGCAGCAGGGAGCAAGGAGAAACUCGGGCCAGUAUGCGCAGCCGCAGCAGCAGAUGGCUCAGCAGCCCAUGGGGAAGCAGUUAGGAGGGGUGGUGGGAGGGCGGUCACAGGGGCAGUACGCGCAGCAGCAGCUGCAGCAGCAGCUUCAGCAGCAGUAUCAGCAGCCGCACCCGCUUGAUACAGAGCCGUCAGGGGUGGGUCUAGAGGCCCUAACACCAAGAACACGAACCCAGGUGCAGCAACAGCAGAUGCACCAGCAGCAGCAGCAGCAGCAGCAGCAGCAGCCGUACUCGCAAAUGCAGAAGAAACCACUGACUCUGCAGACUCAGCUCUCUGGAGUCAACCCUGCAGCACUGGAGACCCUAACCCCCCGCUCCCGUGCCCAGUACUACCAGCAGCAGCCGUUGCAGCCGCAGCUGUCAGGUGUAGGUCUCGACCCGCCAACCCCGCGCUCCCGGCAGCAGCAGCAGCAAGUGCAGUCACAAUACCAGCAGCAGCAGGCCCUACAGUCGCAGCUAUCAGGGAACCUGGCGGGGUUGCAGUCUCAGCUGUCAGGGAACCUGGCGGGGUUGCAGUCGCAGCUAUCAGGGAACCUGGGGGGGUUGCAGUCUCAGCUGUCAGGGGUAGGCCUGGAGGCCAUGACCCCCCGGUCAAGAACCCAGGCCCAGCAGCUUUUCCAGCAGCAGCAGAUGAUGCAGCAGAUGCAGCAGCAGCAGCAGCAGCUAGAGUCGCAAGUCGCGGGUCAGGAGCAGGCACGUAUGCGUGCCCGUGCCCCUCCCACCUUGCAACAGCCGCAGCAGUCUGUGGGGCAGGGGCAGGGACAGGAAUACAGUAUAGUCUCACCGCGCGCCAUGCAAUCUUUUCAAGAUGGAGGGUAUGCCGGGCCUGCGGGCCUGCCGGAGAAUUUUUCGGGCAGACCGGACCCAAUGCAUAUGGAUGGAGGGGGGGGAGGGGGAGGGGGAGGGGGAGGGGAGGGGGGGGCGGAGGGGGAGGGCAUGGGAAGGGGUCUCAGGGUAUGGGGUUUUUGGGGAGGAAGAUUGGCUCGAAGAGUAUGAGCAUGAGGAGUCAACAGCAGGCUGCGGAUGCUGGGGGAGGGGGAGGGGGAGGAGGAGGGGGGGCGGGAGGAGGAGGAGGUGGGCGGUUGGCGACGUUGCAAAGAUAUGGCAGCCAAUUAUUGGGCAUAUCACGGCACUCGAAUGCAUCUGCCUCUUCCUCUCGGUCCAGUGCUGCAGGAGCUGC
Closterium sp. NIES-67 is the source of this 3198-nucleotide messenger RNA. NCBI's taxonomy places the organism in Eukaryota, Viridiplantae, Streptophyta, Zygnematophyceae, Desmidiales, Closteriaceae. The record is from the annotation of a GenBank genome assembly.